Molecule: messenger RNA, 2698 nt
Organism: Ricinus communis (castor bean)
Lineage: Eukaryota; Viridiplantae; Streptophyta; Magnoliopsida; Malpighiales; Euphorbiaceae
Product: inactive protein kinase SELMODRAFT_444075
Exons: 10
Coding region: 108-2555 (815 amino acids)
Biological process (GO): protein phosphorylation
Molecular function (GO): protein kinase activity; ATP binding
Source: RefSeq, a predicted model, not a curated record
UCACUGUUAUUUUCACUUUUCUUGAACAUGUUAAACAUAAAGUCUCAUUGGCUUGUAAGUGUUUGAUACUUACUUUUUUAUUGGAACAAAAGGAAAAGGAGAAUAAAAUGGAUAAUAAGGAGGUGAUAAUUGUAGCACUAGAUGCUAGUAAAGAAAUUACUGAUUAUGCAUUACAAUGGGCUGUCCGCAAUGUUAUAACCAGAGCUAUGGAUUCUGUAAUCAUACUUGCAAUUCUUCCUUGUCAUGGAAAUGCUCCAACUUCUGCAAGCAAGACUAAUAGCUUCAUUUCUUGCCUGCUAAGGAAAUGGGGUCAUGGGCAUAGGCAAGAAAAGAAAAGUUCAUCGGCCAGUAACGAUUUCAAACGUAACGCAGUUUCCCAGGAUUCCUUUCGGCAAAUAAAUGAUGUUUGUGUAGAUAUGAUGCAGCAACUGUGUUUGAUCCAUAAUAAGCAGGUUCAUACUCGAAUAAAAGUUGUAGCUGAUGCAGAGCUGGGAUCAGUGGCCACAGAAGCCAUGGAAGUAGAGGCAACCUGGGUAAUUCUAGAUAGACGCUUGAAGAAAGAAAGUGAUUGCUGCCUGAAACAAUUAAGCUGCAACAUUGUAAUCAUAGACCAAGCCGUUCCGGAGCUUCUUAGAGCAGUUAACCCUCUAGCAAGAAAAAGACUUGGUCAGAGUACAGAUCGAAGUGAUCAGAACAAGAUUGGGAUGCCGCCCCGUUGCACUAGCAAUUACAAGACCGGGACAAGCAGAAGCAGUAUUACCUUUGGCACAGAGUCUUCAAUGUCUUUGUCAAGUCCAGGAAAAGAACAGUUCAACAAGAUUAGUAGUCCUUGCACCACUAAGUCCAAAUCCGACAUCCCCAUUCUUCGUUUGAAUUCUAAAUAUUUCCAUCGAGAAGUUGAAGUGCAAAGUAUAUUCAGCCUCUCACCUUAUAAUUGUAGUAAAAAUGAUAUUUUAUCAGGUUUUAACAUUGGUGACUCGCCCCGCAAGUCAUCUGCAAGUUCCUUAGAUGGCAAAGUAAAAAGCUAUAAUAGCCUUUUGAAGGCUAAAAGUGAUAUGGAAAACAUUAGUGAUCUGAAAGCAAUAAAGAAAGUAUCAGUUCCAGCAAGAAGAUCAGCAGACUCACCACGCCUGUUCCGAAAGUCAGAGAGCCCGAAUCAACUCCCUAAUAGAAAGUAUUCCACGUCUAGUCUUGGAGAAGAAAAGGCUGCAUCCCCCUCUUCCCCGAGUAUCAGUCAAAGAACUUCCAGUAUCAGAAAGGCUAUGUCUCUUUCCAUCAAGCACCCACCAACACCCCCACCACUCUGCUCCAUUUGCAAGAAUAAUGCACCUAUUUUCGGAAAGGCACCAAGGAAGUUCACUUACAGGGAGAUAGAAAAAGCAACUGAUGGAUUCUCAAGUGAUAAUCUUUUAGCAGACGGUGGAUAUGGCUUGGUAUUUAAAGGAAUAUUGGAUGAUGGACAAGUUGUUGCAGUGAAGCAGCACAAGAGAUUAAGUGCACAAGGAGCAUCCGAAUUUUGCUCAGAGGUUGAAAUAUUGAGCUGUGCACAGCACAGGAAUUUGGUGAUGUUGAUUGGAUAUUGCAUUGAGAUAGAGUGGCUCCUUAUUUAUGAGUUCGCUUGCAAUGGUUCCUUAGAUAAGCAUCUGUAUGGAAAUGAAACGAACAAGGUUUUGGCUUGGGAUAAUAGAAUGAAGGUUGCAGUAGGAACUGCUAGAGGUCUGAGAUAUCUUCACGAAGAUUGCAGAGUGGGAUGCAUUGUACAUAGAGAUUUCAGACCCAGCAAUAUCCUUGUUACACAUGACUUUGAACCCAUGGUAGGGGAUUUUGGUCUAGCAAGAUGGCAAGCUGAUGGGCAGCGUGCUGAGGAAACGCGCGUUAUUGGUGCUUUUGGGUAUUUAGCUCCUGAGUAUACACAAACUGGGCUUAUAACAGAAAAAGCUGAUGUUUAUGCAUUUGGGGUUGUUUUGCUGGAGCUCUUGUCUGGCAUUAAAGCAACCGACUUUUCAAGAACCACAGGACAGCAAUUUGUGCAAGAAUGGGGUUGUCCAUUGCUUGAGAAGAAGAUGAUCAAUGAGAUAAUAGACCCUCAAUUGAAACAAAACUAUGCGGAGAAUGAGGUACAGUACAUGAUGUAUGCUGCCAGCUUAUGCAUCUCGCCAAAUCCUGAAAAAAGACCUAGGAUGUCCAAGGUUCUGAAAAUAUUGGAGGGUGACAUUUCCACUGACUUGGCUUACAAUCAUGGACCACAUGCUCCUAAUUAUCCAAAGCAAUAUGUGAAUGACAUCUAUGGUGCAGACAAUCUAAUGACUUCGCCCCAUGAUCAUAGCCCUUCUUCUCUUCUGAUGCAGUCAAUGAAUAAUAUGAACCUGAGUCCACCCAAAACAAGUUUGGACAGGAAUAAUGGCAUGAAUAGCACAUUCAGGACAUUAGGACCCCUUGAAGAAUAUAAAACAGUGAGGGGAAGAGCAUCUUUACAACAUGAAUCAAACGUUAGUGAAGAAUACGAAGCAUAUUUACAAGGCUCACUGGCCAAAUUUGUUCACAACUUUAAAUGAGCAUUGGAAAAUUAUGAGCCUUUUGUAGGUAAACUGUUUUUUCAUCUUCCAAUUGUAAAAGAUAUGCGUAGUAUACAAAAUUUAUCUUUCAGGAAAGUAUGAAUGAACCAGCAGUCUCGUGUUCGUCUACACCUAAUUUUUGU